AUGAGAGACUUUAUCUGCCAGCGUCUAACUGCGGCUGCUGAAGAAAUAUUCACAGAGUUUGAAAAAACCGUCGUCCAUUACGAGGAAGAGAUCGAUCGGCUGUUGGAAAUCACAUUGAGCCCCCGAGUGCAGCUGCACAGAAUAGAGGUUUUUCUCAAAAAGGUAAUCUUGAUGUCCAUAAAAGAACCCACUCGGGUGAUGGUGGCCGGAUUGGGGCCGAGACAGGUGGUCACCCUGAGAGCCAGAUCCACGGAUGAGAGAGGAGUGGUGUUCAGCUCCUCCGCCUCCUACCAGGCAGAUGGCGGAGGAGAGAUCCACCUGGACAGGGACCCCUGCAUCUGGGGGAGCUACGUGGGAGUGGAACCAAUGGGUCUCCUGAGAUCCCUGCGGCCAGAAGCCUUGCAAAAAUACUUUUAUAAGAAAAAGGCAUUACACUCUCAUAUCGUAAAGUUCUCUGUGCAUGAGGACAGGGAGGAAGGCGGGAUUCUGGUGGGGUCGACCAAUGAGAGGCUUCUGAUUAGAGACGGGCAUAUGAGAGACUUUAUCUGCCAGCGUCUAUCUGCGGCUGCUGAAGAAAUAUUCACAGAGUUUGAAAAAACCGUCGUCCAUUACGAGAAAGAGAUCGAUCAUCUUGAGAACCACAUGAGAACUCAUAUUGGGGAAAACCCUUUUUUAUGUCCAACAUGUGGGAAAAGGUUCAAAACCAGUUCGCAAUUCUACAGUCACCAGAAAGUUCACUUUGGUGGAAAACCUUUUGUGUGCACUAUAUGUGGGAAAGGCUUUCCGGUCAAAUAUCAUCUUAAGGUCCAUGAAAGAACCCACUCAGGUGAGAAACCUUUUGUGUGCACUAUAUGUGGGAAAGGUUUUUCAGCGAAACGUUCUCUCGAUUUCCAUAACAGAACCCACUUAAGUGAGUGA
Molecule: messenger RNA, 918 nt
Organism: Menidia menidia (Atlantic silverside)
Lineage: Eukaryota; Metazoa; Chordata; Actinopteri; Atheriniformes; Atherinopsidae
Source: the annotation of a GenBank genome assembly